CUAGACAAGAAGACAAAACACAAACAGAGAGAGAGAGAGAAAGAGACGGCUUUCUCCGAUAUUUCUCUUCUUCUGCGCAGACUUUGAGUUGAUUCUUCAAUUUGCAGCAUUUGCUCUCGGGGUCUCAAACCCUAAUCCAUUCCUCCGACAAUUCUCACCCACCCUUUUCACCAAUUUACAAACCCAGUUUCACCCCUCUGUCUAUAUAUCUAUGUAUUGAUUUUGCAAUUCCUUUCGAGGGUUUGUUCGUUCGUUGCAAAUCUUGGGUUUUGGUUAUGGACGGAAACAAGAACGAGGCAUUGAAAUGCCUGAACAUCGCCCGCGGCGCGAUCGGAUCCGGCGACCGAACCGGCGCCCUGAAAUUCAUCGCCAAAGCCCUGCGACUCGACCCCUCCCUCUCCGCCUCCGAUCUCCUCCCCAUUCUCGACCCCCAGCCAGAACCCACCACCGAAUCGCCACCGCCACCUUCGGCUCGGCCUAGGGUCAGGGUUUCGGAAUCUAGCAAUGAGGAGAGUAGGUGAAGAAGUUUUCGAAGGCGGGCCGCUGCGCCGAGGCACGGUGGGGGGCAAGGGUUUUUUGAUGGGGACGUUGAUGCUGAGGAGAUAUUCAGGAACUUCUUUGAUGGAGGUAUGAAUCCAGCUGGUAGAAAAAGGCGGGCCGCUGCGCCGAGGCGCGGUGGGGGGCAAGGGUUUUUUGAUGGGGACUUUGAUGCUGAGGAGAUAUUCAGGAACUUCUUUGAUGGAGGUAUGAAUCCCGUUGGUAGAAAUACACAGUUUGGUAGUUUUAGCUUUGGACCUGGUAUGGGUGAGAGAAUGGGGAAUAAUAAUAGAAACAAUAAUAAUAAUAAUGGGAAUAAUGGGUCUGUUGGACUUGCUAAGGCUUUGAUUCAAUUGCUGCCUGUGCUUCUGAUUCUGAUUCUGGUGUUUAGCUUUAUGCCUUUGAACGAUCCGGUUUAUUCGAUUUCGCUUCAGUAUCCUUAUCAGUACAGGUUUACGACGCAAAAGGGUGUUAAUUAUUUUGUGAAGUCAGGGGGGUUUGAGCAGCGUUACCCUCCUAAUAGCCCUGAGAGGGUGAGGCUUGAAGAGCAAGUGGAAAGAGAUUAUGUUUCGAUUCUUGCCCAUAAAUGCUGGCUUGAGUUGCAGCAUUUCCAUUGGGGAUAUACACGAGAAACACCGCAUUGCGACUCAUUGAAGCAGUUUGAGGCUGCGGCAGGAUGACUUGAUUCGAGGUCUGAAUUGGCUUCUUAUGCUUUGCUUGUUAGUUUGACAUGGAUUUCUGAGGGUUCUAAGGUGCAGCUUUGAUUUGUACUGUGGAUUGUUUGUAAUUGUUUCCUCUUUGGAUAAAACUGGAAUCUUGCAGAUGGAGCAUAUAGGUUUUGUUCGAAAUUAAUUGGACUUACGGUCUACAUAUGUGUAUCUAUUCAUGCUAGUAACGAAUAAAUACGUGCCAUGGAGUUCAUCAAA
Molecule: messenger RNA, 1463 nt
Organism: Rhododendron vialii
Lineage: Eukaryota; Viridiplantae; Streptophyta; Magnoliopsida; Ericales; Ericaceae
Product: chaperone protein dnaJ 49-like
Biological process (GO): cellular response to misfolded protein
Cellular component (GO): endoplasmic reticulum membrane
Molecular function (GO): Hsp70 protein binding
Source: RefSeq, a predicted model, not a curated record